AGUAUACUUUCUAUCGCCCAACCGCUGUAUUUGCACAGCGGUACGAGCUGGCAGCAAUCGGGACUACACACAGCAUGAUCGAUCAACUAUGUCACUCGUCCGUCAAAGUGGCGGCUUGUCAAGUGACAACACGAAAAAAUGUUUGUUUAUCCGCUAGUUUGUGAUAAUUUUCCAAUUUUCACCCAAUUUACAUUGAAAAUCGAAAAAGUUACCAGUGAAAAUGAACUGCAUCAUCACCGGACGGAACAUGAAGAUUCUCGCUCGAACGGUAAACUUCUUCUCAAAAAUCGGGAAUGAGCUCUACUUGGAAGCGCUUCCGACGGGAUUGUCGCUCAAAGCCAUCAACUCAAUCAACACCGCCUACGUGAUGGCCAACUUCAGUACGAAGUACUUCAUCAGCUUCCGGCAGGGAGCGAACGAUCGGUUCGAGGAAAACAACUGCAAAGUAUCCAUCAAACCGAUGUUGAAAAUCUUCAAACGCUUGGCAACGAUUCAGGUUUGCAAGAUCUGGCUGCAGGUCGAUCGAAAGAAGAUCAUUUUCCAGUUCCAGUGUAAGUCGGACAUUCUGAAAACACACAUCAUUCCACUGCUGGAACAUGAACACAUCAAUUCGUUGCGAUUGCCCGAGACAUUCGCUAAUAAGGUGGUCGGGGAUCACAAAGUAUUCAACCGGAUAUUGAUGCACUUUCAUAGAACGGUUAAGGAAGUCAAUUUCGAUGUUAAAACUGAUGAAACAAUUGUUUCUAACUACAUUGAAAACACCAGCAAGGACCGAACAACUAUGAGAUCCACUUUAUCGAUUGGAUGCUCAGCGUUUAAAUUAUACGAUUUGGAAUCUCCUUCCAACAUAACAUUCUGCUACAAGGAAUUCAAAGCUAUGGCUCAUUACGCUGAACACAAUCGGAUGAUAGUGGACAUGAAUUUCGACCAGGCAGGGGGCCCUCUUAUGAUCCGGAUGAAGAAAGAUGAUGUUCUGCAGAUUCGGUUCAUAAUGGGAACGAUGAGACCACGGUUGGAAAAGCAGAACAGAAGCGUCCAGCGAGCGAACAGAAAGCUAACGGAUCAGCUGGGAGAGAAGAAGGGGACAACCGUUAGGACCACCGAUAGCGAACGUAUCGACACUUGCCGUACUUCGAUCAGUCAGGCUAGCGAUCAAACGGAAAUGUCUGAGAUGGAAUCCAGAAAUAGUUGUUUGCGAGGUGAUGAUACACGCCAUCGAACGGGGCUGGAAACGGUACAACACGAACAGACUCCGAAUGCAAGAAGAAGUGAAGCACCUUCCAGAAUGAAUUCCAAACCCAACCAAGAACCAUUCCUCGAGGGCUUACACAGCCUCUCAACACCAGCAUCCAUCGAAAAUAUCGAUCACCCUCCAGCGGCGGUCCCACUGCCAAACAAUCCACCUCUGCGAACGGAAGAUGAUCCACACUCGUAUGACGUCGUCUUUGCAGGUAAUUCUGAUGAUCCGAAUUCUGAAAGCCAGAACCUGCUGGCAGCAGCAACACCGACCUCCAGUAAACGAAGGACCGAUUCCCAAAAGCAACACCCAAAGGCAAAACGACCCAACUUGACGCAUCUGCGCUCGGAAGCUCUCUUCACCGGAGACGCACAGCCUCCUGUUCCUUCGACGUCGUCCCGUGUUUCGUUGAAUAUUCCCGAAACGGUGCCCGAGUCGCCGGAAGCCGUUGCCGAUCGGAAGCGGAAAAAGGAAAAAUUACGGGACAUUUUCCGCAAGUGCUUUGAAAAUACGUUCGAUCCCCGCAAGAUCAGCACCAGUGUGGAGUUCUAUGCCGAGAAUUCCGAUCCGGAGGAUAAUUGAAAACAAAUAUUAUAUCAUUACACAAGUGUACGUUCAUUAAAGUUUACUGUAACCGAUAAUUGGAAUGUUUUAU
Messenger RNA from Ochlerotatus camptorhynchus, 1892 nucleotides. It is a transcript of the gene Rad9, whose product is annotated as cell cycle checkpoint control protein Rad9. Bases 221 to 1819 code for a protein of 532 amino acids. The record is from RefSeq and is a predicted model, not a curated record. Gene Ontology annotation, biological process: cellular response to ionizing radiation; DNA replication checkpoint signaling; mitotic intra-S DNA damage checkpoint signaling. The transcript is spliced from 3 exons. NCBI's taxonomy places the organism in Eukaryota, Metazoa, Arthropoda, Insecta, Diptera, Culicidae. Gene Ontology annotation, cellular component: checkpoint clamp complex.